AUGACCCUCUCCGGUGGCGGCAGCGCCAGCGACAUGUCCGGCCAGACGGUGCUGACGGCCGAGGACGUGGACAUCGAUGUGGUGGGCGAGGGCGACGACACGCUGGAAGAGAAGGACAGCGAUGGGGGCUGCGACAGUCCCGCGGGGCCGCCCGAGCUGCGCCUGGACGAGGCGGACGAGGUGACGCCGGUGGCACCCCACCACGGGCAGCCUCAGCCGCCGCACCAGCAGCCCCUGGCACUGCCCAAAGAGGUGGCUGGAGCCGGGGCCGGGCCAGGGGGCGAGGCGGGAGCAUCCGAGGCCGACGGCUGCAAGAGCGGCGCUGGCGGCGAGGAGGGCGGCGGGAGCGGUGGCGGGCCCGGCUCCGGCAGCGGUGCGGCGGGCGGCCUGGCCCCGAGCAAGCCCAAGAACAGCCUGGUGAAGCCGCCCUAUUCGUACAUCGCGCUCAUCACCAUGGCUAUCCUGCAGAGCCCGCAGAAGAAGCUGACUCUGAGCGGCAUCUGCGAGUUCAUCAGCAACCGCUUCCCCUACUAUCGGGAGAAGUUCCCCGCCUGGCAGAACAGCAUCCGCCACAACCUCUCGCUCAACGACUGCUUCGUCAAGAUCCCCCGUGAACCGGGCAACCCGGGCAAGGGCAACUACUGGACCCUGGACCCUCAGUCCGAGGACAUGUUCGACAACGGCAGCUUCCUGCGGCGCCGGAAACGCUUCAAGCGCCACCAGCAGGAGCACCUGCGUGAGCAGACGGCGCUCAUGAUGCAGAGCUUCGGCGCCUACAGCCUGGCGGCGGCGGCCGGCGCCGCGGGGCCCUACGGCCGCCCCUACGGCCUGCACCCUGCGGCCGCAGCCGGUGCUUACUCGCACCCGGCGGCCGCGGCAGCAGCGGCGGCGGCCGCGGCUCUCCAGUACCCGUACGCGCUGCCGCCCGUGGCCCCCGUGCUGCCGCCCGCCGUGCCGCUGCUGCCCUCGGGUGAGCUGGGCCGCAAAGCGGCCGCCUUCGGCUCUCAGCUCGGCCCGGGCCUGCAGUUGCAGCUCAAUAGCUUGGGAGCCGCCGCGGCCGCCGCAGGCACGGCGGGCGCCGCGGGCACCACGGCGUCGCUCAUUAAGUCCGAGCCGAGCGCGCGACCGUCGUUCAGCAUCGAGAAUAUCAUCGGAGGGGGCCCCGCGGCGCCCGGGGGCUCGGCCGCGGGCGCUGGGGGCGCUGGGGUAACUGGGGGCACCGCGGGUAGCGGAGGCGGUGGCGCCGCGCAGUCCUUCCUGCGGCCGCCCGGGACCGUGCAGUCGGCAGCGCUCAUGGCCACGCACCAGCCUCUUUCACUGAGUCGGACGACGGCGACCAUCGCGCCGAUUCUGAGCGUGCCGCUUUCUGGACAGUUUCUGCAGCCUGCAGCCUCCGCUGCCGCUGCUGCCGCCGCCGCAGCUCAAGCCAAGUGGCCCGCUCAAUAG
This is a messenger RNA of Rangifer tarandus platyrhynchus (Svalbard reindeer), 1446 nucleotides long. NCBI's taxonomy places the organism in Eukaryota, Metazoa, Chordata, Mammalia, Artiodactyla, Cervidae. The record is from the annotation of a GenBank genome assembly.